Brassica oleracea var. oleracea is the source of this 508-nucleotide messenger RNA. RefSeq names its product GPI-anchored protein LORELEI-like. The record is from RefSeq and is a predicted model, not a curated record. The coding region runs from base 1 to 429 and encodes 142 amino acids. NCBI's taxonomy places the organism in Eukaryota, Viridiplantae, Streptophyta, Magnoliopsida, Brassicales, Brassicaceae. The transcript is spliced from 3 exons.
AUGAAGAUUUCUCCACAUUGUUUGGUUUCUCUAUUUACAAUCAUCCUUUUGUCGGGAUUCGCCUCGUCUCUCCACAUCUCUCUUGAUGCGUUUGUGUCAGUGUCACACCCAGCCACAAGCCGAGCUCUUCUUCGGGCAAAGAAACCAUGCAAAGAAGAUUUUGCAAGCAAGGAUUACACAAUCUUAACGAGUAGAUGCAAAGGACCAAAGUAUCAAGCCAAGGCAUGUUGCUCGGCCUUCAAGGACUUUGCAUGCCCAUACGCGGAAAUUAUUAGCGAUGAAACGACACUAUGUGCUGCCGAAAUGUUCUGCUACAUCCAACUCUAUGGACGUUAUCCUCUGGGCAUAUUCGCAAACAUGUGUAAGGAAGGCAAAGAAGGGCUUGAUUGCACCAACGUCAAGGCCACCUCUGCGUCUUCUCGUGCAUAACUCCCACUUGUUUCCACACACGCAUUGCUUUUCACCGUUAUCUUGGUUUGCCUUUUCUAAAGACAUGUAUAAAUGUUAC